Molecule: messenger RNA, 1216 nt
Organism: Salmo salar (Atlantic salmon)
Lineage: Eukaryota; Metazoa; Chordata; Actinopteri; Salmoniformes; Salmonidae
Source: RefSeq, a predicted model, not a curated record
AUGGCACAACCCAAGGGGGCGCCAACCCAGACAGGGAAGACCACGCCAGUGAUCAACCCACUCAAAGCAGCAGCAGGAAGAGAUGUUGAUGGAGGCGGGGUCACCAGAGAGGGGGGCUGGGGAGGAGGGGGGGGUGUCCUGCUCUCUCUGUGUCUGAAGCAGGUGUCCCCUAAGUACACCAAGCAGUUCAGCUACCUGCGGACCGUGGAGCGCAUUGCUGCCCUCUUCUUGCGGUUCUUGGGGGUCAAAGGUAACAUGCGCCUGGGGCCCACCAACUUCAGAACCUUCAUCAGGAACUGUAAGCUGAGCAACAGUAACCUCUCCAUGGCGUCUGUGGAUAUCGUCUACAUUGACAUAACAAGGCGCUGGGCCAACAUGCUGCCUGACUCCAGGGAAGCAGGCAUGAGUCUCCAGGUGUUUGUGGAGGCUUUCUUCUACCCGGCCCAGCGCAGGUUCAAGUCUCUCUGCUGGAGAUGUGUGAGGCUCAGCUGGAGAACCAGGGAGUAGGGGGUCCUGGAAGAUCUCUUCCUGAGAACAGCACCUAGUCCAACAGGCGCUCUGUGAGCUACAGUAGGACCCACCCCGGCAGGACUCACCACCCCCACCAUACAUCCACCCCAGGCCAGGCCCUGUCAGCCCCCCAGCUCUGCUCCCCGGCCAACCUGCGCAGGGCCUCCUCCCAGGACUACCGGCUGCAUCAGUGAUUACGACCCCCCCACACACACAAGGCCAAUGUAGAGAACUGACCUGACUCAGGGCCUCCUCCCAGGACUACCGGCUGCACCAGAGACUACGACCCACACACACACACAAGGCCAAUGUAGAGAACUGACCUGACUCAGGGCCUCCUCCCAGGACUACCGGCUGGACCAGAGACUACAACCCACACACACACACAAGGCCAAUGUAGAGAACUGACCUGACUCAGGGCUAAGAAGCUGUACUCCCACACACAGACCUCACAGAGGAGCACACAGACUGACUCCCUCUCCACUGGAAGUCCUCCAGGGUGUACUGUCAAGAGCAGACAGACAGAUUUUAGAGAGCUGACCUCAGAGGCUGACUUCCAGGAGACCUGUUCUGGGCUUGAUUACUUUUCCUUGUGAAGAGGAGAAGGGGGGGAGGAAGGUAGUGCAUAAGGUGCUUGAGGAAGUGGGUGAACAAAGGAUGAAGGUAUAUAGAGGGAUAGAAGGGAGUUUGUUCUCUAUUGGUGUGA